AUGGCCGAAAAAAGUAAACCAUUAAACCCCUCGAUUCCAUUCACAAAACAACUCUUGAAUUGUGGCCAAUAUUUCAACGAUAGCUUCCGUUUGAUGAGUCACUCCAGUGGUUACGCCACCCAACCAUCGCAUCCAAUAAUUGGAGUUGUAUCCGUCCGGAACAGGUCCAGUGCCACCACUACCACCACUACCACCAGUGCCACCAUCGCUACCAUUACUACUAUACGAUAA
This is a messenger RNA of Oppiella nova, 231 nucleotides long. Lineage: Eukaryota; Metazoa; Arthropoda; Arachnida; Sarcoptiformes; Oppiidae. The record is from the annotation of a GenBank genome assembly.